GAGCCCAAAAGUGCACAUCCUCCCUACAUUUCACCAUCGCUUCUCCAGCCCAGCAGCUCAUCAUCUCUCUUGCGUAACAACCUUUCAAAGCGCAACAGCACCAAACAACAAAAGAAAAAGCGCAAGGAAAAAAAAGAAGACAAGGAAGCGAAGGCAAAUGAGAAACAUUCACAGGAUAGGAUGAGGAAGCAAGAGAAAGACAGACAAAUCAGCUCUGCAGCAAGAAUUGUUAAAACCUUUCCCUUCAAGUACGCAAAAAAAUUCAUUGACAUGGAUUUGAAAAAUAACAGUUCAGCAUUGAAUAAUGUGAUGUGGAAAAUCUUACUGAAAAUAGUUGGUAUCGCCAGCUUGUGUGCCUGUUCUCCUCUAGUGAAAGUGAAAACGUCUCCUCACGCAAGUUUCUCCAGCUCAUCAGCCACAGUUUACUCAAACGGCUGUUGUGGGCAAAAUGGCAAGCUGUUGGUUCACAAGCAUGAACACAAACACAAGCAUGUUCAUAAGCACUUGAAGGCCGUGAAUAAUAAGAAGCAAAUACCCAUGAAGAAGGAUCAUUUUGACUUUGGGGACUUUCAUUGGCAGGAUUUUGAUUUUAAUGAUUUCCCAUUUGAGCUGAGUUCACUUGGACAUGAGCAGAAGACUGGGAAGAAAAUUACACCAGGAAGUAAGGAGGCAAGCAGCCCAAGUGUUGCCAAUCCUUGGAGUUACAGGGGUAAUAAUCUUGGCUGGAACCUAGGUUAUUUGGGCAGCCAUAGUAGCAGCAGUUACAGCAGCAGCAGCUUCUUGAUUUGUAAAACUUGUGAAAAUGCUGCUUAUGAUCAGUUAUCCAACCGCCACAACAGCACUUCGCGCACUAUGUCACCUAGGUGUCGCUCU
Notodromas monacha is the source of this 873-nucleotide messenger RNA. The record is from the annotation of a GenBank genome assembly. NCBI's taxonomy places the organism in Eukaryota, Metazoa, Arthropoda, Ostracoda, Podocopida, Cyprididae.